This is a messenger RNA of Exserohilum turcica Et28A, 2250 nucleotides long. RefSeq lists its product as uncharacterized. The transcript has 3 exons. Gene Ontology annotation, molecular function: ATP-dependent protein folding chaperone; protein-folding chaperone binding; ATP binding. The coding region runs from base 114 to 1874 and encodes 586 amino acids. NCBI's taxonomy places the organism in Eukaryota, Fungi, Ascomycota, Dothideomycetes, Pleosporales, Pleosporaceae. The record is from RefSeq and is a predicted model, not a curated record. Gene Ontology annotation, biological process: protein import into mitochondrial intermembrane space; protein refolding; mitochondrial unfolded protein response. Gene Ontology annotation, cellular component: mitochondrial inner membrane; mitochondrial matrix.
ACACUCCUCCUCUGCAUCCAAUCUUCUUUUCUCCGUUAUCUUGCAUUGAGCUGGAGUCUAGGAGCAUUGUUUGAGCCUCGUUACCGCUAUCUUCACAUCUCAAUUCCGUCACAAUGCAAAGAGCCUUUGCUUCGCGGGCGCGGGCUUCGGCCCUAAACUCGAGCUCGAAGCUUCGCUCCACCAGUGUGAACCUCCAGCAACAGAGGUUUGCGCACAAGGAACUCAAGUUUGGCGUCGAGGCGCGAGCAGGACUGUUGAAGGGUGUCGACACACUUGCAAAGGCUGUCUCAACAACCCUCGGUCCCAAGGGUCGCAACGUAUUGAUUGAGUCAAGCUACGGCUCCCCCAAGAUCACCAAGGACGGUGUAACUGUCGCAAAGGCCAUCACCCUCGAGGACAAAUUCGAGAACCUUGGAGCCCGCCUGCUCCAGGAUGUCGCCGGCAAGACCAACGAGGCUGCUGGUGACGGUACCACCACUGCUACUGUCCUCGCCCGCGCCAUCUUCUCCGAGACUGUCAAGAAUGUCGCCGCUGGAUGCAACCCAAUGGACCUGAGGCGGGGUACCCAGGCCGCUGUCGAAGCCGUUGUUGAAUACCUCAAGGCGAACAAGCGGGACAUCACCACCAGCGAGGAAAUUGCCCAGGUCGCCACCAUCUCGGCCAACGGCGACACACACAUUGGCAAGCUUCUGUCCAACGCCAUGGAGAAGGUCGGAAAGGAGGGUGUCAUCACCGUCAAGGAGGGCAAGACGACCGAGGACGAGCUCGAGGUUACUGAGGGUAUGAAGUUUGACCGCGGUUACAUUUCGCCCUACUUCAUCACCGACAGCAAGACGGCCAAGGUUGAGUUUGAGAAGCCCCUCAUCCUUCUCUCGGAGAAGAAGAUUUCCGCUGUCCAGGACAUUGUCCCCGCGCUCGAGGCUUCCCAGCAGCUCCGCCGCCCUCUUGUCAUCAUUGCUGAGGACAUUGACGGCGAGGCGCUUGCCGUCUGCAUUCUCAACAAGCUGCGUGGCCAGCUCCAAGUUGCUGCUGUUAAGGCUCCUGGUUUCGGUGACAACAGGAAGUCCAUUCUCGGCGAUCUCGCCGUCUUGACCAACGGUACCGUCUUCAGCGACGACCUCGACAUCAAGCUUGAGAAGGCCACCCCCGACAUGCUCGGUUCCACUGGAUCCAUCACCAUCACCAAGGAGGACACUGUCAUCCUUAACGGCGAGGGUAGCAAGGACGCGGUAUCGCAGCGCUGCGAGCAGAUCCGUGGUGUCAUCAACGACCCGACAACAUCCGAGUACGAGAAGGAGAAACUGCAGGAGCGCCUUGCCAAGCUCUCGGGUGGUGUUGCCGUCAUCAAGGUCGGCGGCUCAUCCGAGGUUGAGGUCGGCGAGAAGAAGGACCGCAUUGUCGACGCUCUCAAUGCCACGCGCGCUGCCGUUGAGGAGGGUAUCCUGCCCGGCGGUGGUACCGGUCUCCUCAAGGCCUCGGCUAACGCUCUUGGUAACGUCAAGGCCAGCAACUUCGACCAGCAACUUGGUAUCACGAUUGUCAAGAACGCCAUUACCCACCCCGCCCGCAAGAUUGUCGAGAACGCCGGUGCCGAGGGCUCUGUCGUUGUUGGCAAGCUCAUCGACGAGCACAAGAACGACUUCAACAAGGGCUUCAAUAGCGCCAAGGGCGAAUACGUUGACAUGAUCGCGGCUGGUAUCCUCGACCCCUUCAAGGUUGUCCGCACUGCUCUUGUCGAUGCCAGCGGUGUCGCCUCGCUCCUCGGCACCACCGAGGUCGCCAUUGUCGAGGCGCCCGAGGAGAAGGCCGGCCCUGCAGGCGGCAUGCCCGGCGGCAUGGGCGGUAUGGGAGGCAUGGGCGGCAUGGGCUUCUAGAAAGUGAAGCCUGACCGUCUGUUUUCUUCUUCAUAUACCCCCAUUUCGUUAUAAUGACUUUAGUCCUACGUCUUUCCCAGUCAUGGCUCAUGUAUGCACGAUGUUGAGUUGGUCUCCGCUCUUCCCUCAUGGUUCUUCAAAAGCACGGCAUUUUGGUUCUUUUUUUGAUGUUUUAUUGUACAAUAUUGUGUGUAUCUAGAAAGAUGUCCUGGGAAGGACGAGACGAGAAAAGCGACGAAGGAAAUGCGAACCCGUUUGAAACAUUUGCAGCAUGACGUGCAGCGGCCGUGUUUAUGCACCUGUUUCUGUGUACGUACAUUGGGCAGCUGGGCAGCAGGGGAGCGACCGGGGCUUGGGCCGAAGCUGGUUGCUGUGG